This is a messenger RNA of Oncorhynchus masou masou (cherry salmon), 3077 nucleotides long. Its product is annotated as E3 ubiquitin-protein ligase RBBP6-like. The transcript has 2 exons. NCBI's taxonomy places the organism in Eukaryota, Metazoa, Chordata, Actinopteri, Salmoniformes, Salmonidae. The coding region runs from base 145 to 1869 and encodes 574 amino acids. The record is from RefSeq and is a predicted model, not a curated record.
AGAGGACUUCCUGCCAAGCCUUCCCUCCUCCUGAACCUGGCAUGCAGAGAGUCGGGUAGAGGAGAGGGUCUGCUCCCCAUCCCUGGUUCCUCACAGACAGGGAGGCUCGACCGUUUCCAUCCCAUCUCCAUCCCUGGUUCCUCCAUGGACCUGGGGAGAGGCGACGGGCUGCUGCCCACCCCAGGGAGCUCUGAGGCGGGCAGAAGAGAGAGUGACAGGGGGUCUAUCUGGCCUCUCAUGGGUCUGCAGGUCAAACCCUUCCCCCAGAGGAGAAUCAAACUGAACAGAGACCUGGGUAGGAACAGCAGUAUGGCCCGCCCAGAGGAGAGACCAGCUCCAGUUGCUAAUAUCACCACUACUAUCACCUCUACUGGAGAGAGGCCUGCUGGUCCCGAGAGAGGAGGAGCAGAGAGGGAUGGAGCGACGGAGAGGGUGGCGGUGAUGGUGGAGCGGAGGUCUUCUGGCGAGAGGUCAGAGGUCAGGUCUGUUAGGUCAGAGAGGCCGUCAUCAGGGGAACGUUUGCCGGAGAGAGGAGGAGGAGGAGGAAGGUCAGUCUCUCUAGACCGCAUGACCAUCGCGGAACGCUCGGCCAUCGCUAAGAAACCUGAUGUCACCGUGGAGAGAACAGAGAGCGAGUACACGCCGCCCGCUGAGAGAGAGAGACCAGCGGAGAGCUCCAAGGAGAGAGAGAGACCAGCAUCAGCCCAGACUGGCAGGUCAUCAUCCAGGGAGAAGUCAGCCACCAGGGAACCGAAAGGAGAGAAGACCUCGUCCUCCAUAGACAGACCUGCCUCUACAGGGGAGCGAGCGGCAGGGUCCCAGAGAGAGACUGUCGCUGAAGACAGAGCGGCAGCGGUGGUGAAGGAGGGUUCUGGUUCUGGGAAGACCAGAAAGAUCAGCAGAAAGAGUUCUGAGCCCACGACCCACCACUCAUCAGACCACUCUGUCACUUCAACUGGCAGCAGCAGGUCUGAGCCGAGCCAGAGCCAGGGUGCUGUGUCAAAACCACGGGACCUCCAGACCCAAAGGAGACCCAGUCCCGUCCAGUUCCCCAGCCCAGGCAGGGAGAGGAGGGACCGUGGGACCGGAGGAGUCCUCAUCCAGCCUCCACCCCGGUCCAAGUGGGAGAGAGAGGAGGAGGAGGAGGAGGAAGAGGAGCAGCACUCAGCGUCCAGGGAGAAUGGGGCGUUGGCGGUUUCCUCCUCUGUUCCCAGAGACGCUCUGAGGAGAGAAGUCUCACCAGCACCGCCUAGUGGCCAAGGCAGGGAGGUGCAGGGCAGUGUCUCUAAAACAGCCAACACAGAGGGGAGGAGAGGGAGGGAGGAAGGGACUAGAAGGAGGGAGGAAGGCAGAGGGCUUAAAAAGGGGCAGGUGAACUUUAGAAAACCAGCUAAGACCGAAUCCAGAGGAGUGAAGGAGGAAGGAAGAGGGGGAGGGAGGGAUGAGAGUCGAGGGGCGGGGCCUGAGCCAAGGCGACAGCGCCUGUGUUCUGACCUGGGUAGAGAGACGGACGAGGCAGCCUUCGUCCCCGACUACAGCGAAGGGGAGGGGUCAGACGGGGAGCGAGGCAGUGGCCUGAGCCAUAGCCCCUCUCACAACACCCAGAGCCCCGCCUCCCAGAGCCCCGGCGGCUCCCCUAGCAACCACAGCGGCUCCACGGCGACAGACAAGAAGAAGAAGAAGAAACACAAGAAACAUAAAAAACACAAGAAGCACAAGAAGCAUUCUGCCGACGUUGAGCCUCCCGUCGAAGGAAGGAAGGAACACAAACACAAGAACAAGAAGAAGAAGCACAGGAAGAAUAAAGAGGAAGAGGGAGGAGGAGGGAAGGCAGAGGAGAAGACUGGGCAGGAGUCAGCCACCAUCUGAGACCCUGCUAGCUCCGUUAGCAUCUAGCUCAUGGUUACAACCUGAGUUUUUCUAGUUCAUGCUAGCUCUUUUAGCAUCUAGCUAAAGACUACAACUGAGACUGCUAGCUCAUGCUAGCUCCGUUAGCAUCUAGCUAAUGGUUACAACCUGAGUUUGCUAGUUUAUGCUAGCUCCGUUAGCAUCUAGCUAAUGGUUACAACCUGAGUUUGCUAGUUUAUGCUAGCUCCGUUAGCGUCUAGCUAAAGAGUAAACCUGGACAAAACCUUCUUGUGGGAUACUUUGUCAAAUUCUUUUAAGUACUUAAGCUGAGCUGGAUAUAGUUUGUUUAUCUAUAAUGGAACCACUGGAAUAAGUGGAGCUCACCUCAGAUAUUUGUAAGUAUUUUGUGUUUUCUGUUAAUGUGAUGCUGUCUCCGAUGCAGGUUCUCUGUGAAUGUGUUUUUGUACAAAGAUGAUGCUGCAUUAUAUUCAAUUACCCUGAUCUAUGGCUAUAAGGUAUCUGAAACUCUGAAGAGUCCCAAAUUUAACCCUGUACACUAUAUAGUACACUACGUUUGACCAGAGUCGUAUGGGCCCUAGUCAUUAGAGCCCUAGUCUAAUGGGCCCUAGUUUUGCAGGACUCUGGUCGAACGUAGUUCACUGUAAAGGGAUUAGAGGUUAAUUUGGGACACCUCCCUGAUGUAUAGUAGGUUAUAUCAUCAUGUUCAUAUGAACUGAUCUGAAGCCGGGCUGACUGAUCUGAAGCCGGGCUGACUGAUCUGAAGCCGGGCUGACUGAUCUGAAGCCGGGCUGACUGAUCUGAAGCCGGGCUGACUGAUCUGAAGCCGGGCUGACUGAUCUGAAGCCGGGCUGACUGAUCUGAAGCCGGGCGGACUGAUCUGAAGCCGGGCUGACUGAUCUGAAGCCGGGCUGACUGAUCUGAAGCCGGGCUGACUGAUCUGAAGCCGGGCUGACUGAUCUGAAGCCGGGCUGACUGAUCUGAAGCCGGGCUGACUGAUCUGAAGCCGGGCGGACUGAUCUGAAGCCGGGCGGACUGAUCUGAAGCCGGGCUGACUGAUCUGAAGGCCGGGCUGACUGAUCUGAAGCCGGGCUGACUGAUCUGAAGCCGGGCUGACUGAUCUGAAGGCCGGGCUGACUGAUCUGAAGCCGGGCUGACUGAAUGGUGACUAGUGGAAGUUACUGUUAUUAAACUUUUUUUUCCCCUUUAAA